Molecule: messenger RNA, 2300 nt
Organism: Chlamydomonas reinhardtii
Lineage: Eukaryota; Viridiplantae; Chlorophyta; Chlorophyceae; Chlamydomonadales; Chlamydomonadaceae
Exons: 6
Coding region: 101-1717 (538 amino acids)
Biological process (GO): proteolysis
Molecular function (GO): serine-type peptidase activity
Source: RefSeq, a predicted model, not a curated record
AGCGAGACUGUGCAUGGCAACGUCGCUUGUCGCCUUAACGUCGAGCUCUCCAGCUGCAACAAGCCUCAAGCUGACACUGCGCCCAAGGAGCUGCAGUCGCAUGGACGACGACGACCCGGGACAGGUCGUUGGGCCCCGCUGGCCGCCGGGUGCCCCGGACGACCUGACCGUUCCCAUUAUCACCUCGUCUGAACCGGUGCUUGGUCCCAGGACUCGGGAGCACGCGACUGCAAGCCAACGCUGGUGUCGCCCCUUCCGGGCGGUUUGGAAUGCGCUGUCAGCUGUUGUCCACGUGGUGGUGCUGGUGUUUAAGAUCAUCCACAUUGUGUUGGCUCUAGCGGUCUACUCCAUGCUGCUGCUCCCAGGCUUUCUGCGGAUGAUAUACUACUACUUCUUCAACAAGUGUGUCGUGCGCGGCGUGUUGUACGGCGACAAGCCCCGCCAGCGCUUGGAUCUCUACUACCCGCCCAGCAGCCGCGGCGCCCCGGCUACCACCGAGGGUGCCACGUACCCACUUGUCAUCUACGUCACUGGCGGCGCGUGGACCAUCGGCUACAAGGCCUGGGGCGCGCUGCUGGGCCGCCGCCUGAGCGAGCAGGGCGUGCUUGUUGCGUGCCUGGACUACCGCAACUUCCCCCAGGGGGACGCGCUCGACAUGCUGGAGGACGUCAACACCGGCAUCUGCUGGGUGCUGCGCCGCGUGCACCGCCUGGGCGGCGACCCCGACAACGUGACGCUGGUGGGCCAGAGCGCCGGCGGCCACCUGGCGGGUCUGUCGCUGCUGCGCCAGGCGGAGCAGGCGGCCAGCGGGCGGUCCGCGCUGGGCGCCACUCCGUCCUGGUCGCCGGGCUGCAUCAAGGCGUUUGUGGGCGUGUCGGGCGCGUUCGACCUGGUGGGACUGGCGUCGCACCGUGGCGGCACGUUCCGUGGGCUCCUGGAUCGCAUCCUGGCGGUGGAUGCCAGCGGCAUGAGCAGCGCUGAUGGCGGCGGAGGCGGCGCGGCCCGUGGCGUGGUGCAGGGCAUCGUGACCACAGCGGCGGUCAGUGCGUCGGAGGUGGCGGCGGCCGCCACGCUGUCGGCUGAGGACCGCGACGCCCCACCGCCUGGGGGGCCAGCGGUGCCCCCGGCGCUGCCUGACAUUGAGCAGGGCGGCGGCGGCGGCAGCGCUGCUGUGUCCUCUGCCAUCAUCGCCCAAGGAUCCGACAAGCACGGCGAGACGCCGCUGCUGCGGUCGCCCGUCAGCAGCUCAGCACCAGGCAGCCUUGCUGAUGGGCAGGCGCCAGCAGGUGCGGCGGCAGGUGGCGCGAUGGCGGGCACUCGCAGGGGUGGCACCCGGGUGCCCGCCUACGACGCGCUGUCGCCCCUGGAGGCCGCCCGCCGCAUGGGCUCCGACGCGGCGGCGCUGCUGCCGGAUGUGCUGCUGGUGCACGGCACUGCGGACAAGACCGUGCCGUGUGAGGGCAGUGCGCGGCUGGCGGAGGCGCUGCAGGCUGCCGGCGCUACCCGCCCUGUGCGCUGCGUGCUUGUGCCCGGCAAGACGCACACGGCCUUCCUGCUGGAGGACCCCAUGCGUGGAGGCCGCGACCUGCUCAUGGACUGCGUGCUGGGGGCCGUGCUGGGGGGAGGCGAGGACGACCCCGCUAUUGGGGGCCGGGUGUACAGCAGCCUGUGCCCCGGCUUCCUGUGCACAGCGGCGGGCUGGGUGUGCCCCUUCUGAGGAGCUUGUGUCACUCGUGUGAGCAAUUGAAUGUAAGGCAAUGAAUCAAUUAUGGGAAAGUCGGUAGGAAUAGGAGCUGACACACCGUCCGCUUGGCUGCAGCGGAAGAGCAGAACCACGUGUUGAGGGCUGUCGGUGUGCACGGCGGCGCACCCUGCGUGUACGUACAUAGUCCUUGAUGUCAAUUCAGGGGGGAGACCUGUGUCACUUGAACUGAAGGUUUUCGCACGAGCAUAGCGAGUAGUUGGGAACCUAUAUUUUCUACGAUCCGUAGCGACAGAGUAGUCCCUCUGCAUGGGGUACGGCGCUGUGUGACCGUUUGGUGCUACUUUUGGCGUUCCGUACUCAUAGCUACGACAGGUGCCUUGCUUCAGGCUCAGGUGGCCGGAUAGCUGCGUUCUGGGCUUCGAGAAGGCGCCACACGAUCGGAGAAGAAUGAAGAAAGAUGAAGAAAGAUGUGCCUUCUCUGCUUGUAGGUACUGUUGGUUAGGAGCUGGAGGCUAGUGUUCGCAUGUGUUUCAGUCUUGAAAUUGCUGGAAGGCCUGACGGCGUCAUUCGCGAGUAACUGUAACGGAAUCGUCGU